Penicillium pulvis is the source of this 2688-nucleotide messenger RNA. Its product is annotated as NADP-dependent malic enzyme. The coding region runs from base 14 to 2311 and encodes 765 amino acids. Gene Ontology annotation, cellular component: mitochondrion. Gene Ontology annotation, molecular function: malate dehydrogenase (decarboxylating) (NAD+) activity; NAD binding. NCBI's taxonomy places the organism in Eukaryota, Fungi, Ascomycota, Eurotiomycetes, Eurotiales, Aspergillaceae. Gene Ontology annotation, biological process: pyruvate metabolic process; malate metabolic process. The record is from RefSeq and is a predicted model, not a curated record. The transcript is spliced from 5 exons.
CUCCCUGCAACCAAUGAUCGUCGGAGGUUGCCACUGUAGCAACCAUGUUUUCUCUCCAACAAAAAAAAAUUCAAUCUCCGCAAUUACUCCAAAACUCGAUACUCCGACUCCUUGCUGGAUCUACUUCCCGAAAAAGAAAAGAAGCUUUGUGAGGGAUCCAGACUCCACCGAGAAAUUUCAAGCACAACGGUUCGCUGCCAUCACCGAAAUAUCCACAUCUGAACCUCCUGGGACCCCCCCAUCCCUUUGUACCAUCCCCGACUCUUCCCGACCCCCAAAUCAUGUCUCUGCUUUUACUGAGUGGCCUUGUCCUCGACACGCGGUCAAGGCUCCGGCAAGUUCCUUUCUUACCUCUAUCGGAAUGUCCUGGAUGAUGUGCGCCCAAAUGACCCAGGGGAAGGCUAGCCUUUUCGCCCGUGUACAUAAAAUCACACGGAGCUCGCCCCAUCUCCAACACUCUUCUUUCUAUCAUUCUCCUCCUACCUCGACGACUAAGCUACUUCGCUCUUCGUCUGACACAAUGGCUCGAUUUUCUCCUCAACAAAGCCGUCCGGUCCAUGCGACCCCAUUCAUGAACCACUCGACUGCCCCUUCAGAUGCCAACUAUGACACUGCCAACCCUUCCUACAUUCGCAAGUACCUGCGCACAUAUGGCCUCACACCUCCUCGCUCCGAGAGCUACGAAACCCAGAAGACUCGCUGCCUCGCCCAGUUGGGACUGAAGAACACCCCCAUUGACAAGUUCCUCUACUUGCAAAAUCUGCGCAAGAACAAUGUUCACCUGUUCUACCGCAUGGUCACCGACCACCUUCGGGAGCUUACUCCCCUCAUUUACACCCCUGUCGUUGGCGAGGCCUGCCAAAGGUGGUCCGAGAUCUACCAGGGACCGGAAGGUAUGUACCUGAGUUGGGAGGAUCGCGGUAACCUCGCUUCUGUGAUCGCCAAUUGGCCCCAGCCGAAUGUGGAGAUCACAUGUAUCACCGAUGGUUCUCGUAUUCUCGGACUCGGUGAUCUGGGCAUCAACGGUAUGGGUAUCCCCAUUGGCAAGCUGGCUCUGUACACUGCCUGUGCGGGUAUUCGUCCCGAGGCCACCCUCCCCUUGACCCUCGAUCUUGGCACCGGUAACAAGACCCUCCGGGAAGACCCGCUGUACAUGGGUAGCCGUCGUGGUAAGAUCAGCGCUGAGGAGGAGCGGGAGUUCUUGGACGAGUUGAUGGCGGCUCUCACCGAGCGCUGGCCUGGUAUUGUUAUCCAAUUCGAGGACUUCAAGAACCCCUUCCCCGCACUUGAGCGUUACCGGGAUACCUACACCUGCUUCAACGAUGACAUCCAGGGUACUGGUGCCGUCAUUCUUGGCGGUGUUAUCAACGCUGUCAAGCGCUCCGGUCUGCCUUGCAAGGACCAGCGCGCCGUCUUCUUCGGUGCUGGCUCCGCCGGUGUCGGUGUUGCCAAGCAGAUUGUCGACUUCUUCGUCCGUGAGGGCAUGACCGAGGAUGAGGCCCGCGCUUGCUUCUACCUCGUUGACACCAAGGGUCUGGUCACUGCUGACCGUGGUGACAAGCUCGCUGACCACAAGGUCUACUUCGCCCGUGAGGACAACAAUGGCGCUCAGUUCAAGACCCUCGAGGAGGUCAUUGACCACGUCCAGCCCACCAUCCUGAUGGGUCUCUCCACCAUGGGCGGUGUCUUCACCCCCGAGAUUCUCCGCAAGAUGGCUGACUGGAACACUGCCCCCAUCAUCUUCCCCCUGUCCAAUCCCUCCUCGAAGUCCGAGUGUGACUUCGAGACCGCCGUUGUCAACACCGACGGCCGCUGCCUCUUCGCCUCCGGCUCGCCCUUCCCCAACUCCACCUUCACUAACGCCGCUGGUGAGACUCGCACCUACUACCCUGGCCAGGGUAACAACAUGUACGUCUUCCCCGGUAUCGGUCUCGGCAGCAUUCUGUCCAAGGCCGUCCGUGUCACCGACGGCAUGAUCUACGCCUCCGGCGAGGCCCUCUCCAAGGCCCUCACCGCCGAGGAGCUCGAGCGUGGUCUUCUCUACCCUGACAUCACCCGCAUUCGCGAGGUCAGCGUGGUUGUCACCCGCAACGUCAUCCGUGCCGCCCAGGCCGACGACGUCGACCGUGAGACUGGUCUCCGCAAGAUGUCUGACUCCGACCUGGACCUGUGGAUCAAGUCCCGCAUGUACGACCCCCACACCGAGGUCCGCUCCCUCGAGCGUGAGGUUGGCCACCUGCUUUCCAGCCUUGGCUCCCUCUCGCCUCUGAUGAACGGUUCCCCCACCGAGGAGAAGCCCGCCAAGCUGUAAGAUUCUCACCACCUUACCACACGACCACUUCUUCCCCGAUGACUGUUAUCAUGACGCCAUGUUCGAUUAACUAUCCCAUCAUGCAUGCCCGCCCAAAACAAAAAUAAGCAAUCUGUUCUAAUCGCAAGACUUGCUUAGGACCACUGCAUGAUGUGCUUUGACAUGCUUCAUUCUCAUCAUUUAUAUUUCGUCAUUUUCUGGUUUUGAGCGCGUUUCUCUUUUUUUCAGCUUUAUCAUUUUUUAAGGGAUGGAUACACGGACACUUGGUUUUCUUCUCAUUUGGAAUACCCUUUUUACUUAGUUUUUGGCUCUCGCAUACGAGUGUCCUGUGCAUUGGGUUUAGGAUCGAAAUCAUCUUGGAUGAUCAAAAAUUGAAC